Molecule: messenger RNA, 407 nt
Organism: Chlorocebus sabaeus (green monkey)
Lineage: Eukaryota; Metazoa; Chordata; Mammalia; Primates; Cercopithecidae
Source: RefSeq, a predicted model, not a curated record
AUGCAGGUCUGUUUCCUUCUGAGGUUCAAACCAACACUUUCACUAUUCCAGCAGCAGCUGCAGGAGGAGGCUGACCACCUGGGUAAGGAGCUUCAGAGUGUGUCAGCGAAGCUCCAAGCCCAGGUGGAAGAGAACAAGUUGUGGAACCGCCUGUACCAGCAACAGGAAGAGAAGAUGUGGAGGCAGCAAGAGAAGAUACACGAGCAGGAGGAGAAGAUACGGGAGCAGGAGGAGAAGAGGCAGGAGCAGGAGAAGGAGAUGUGGAAGCAGGAGGAAAAGAUAAAGGAGCAGGAGGAGAAGAUAAUGGAGCAAGAAGAGAAGAGGUGGGAGCAGGAGGAGAAGAUGUGGGAGGCAGGAGGACAAGAUGCAUGAUCAGAGAGAAGAUAAGGGAGCAGGAGAAGAAGAUG